Messenger RNA from Cercopithifilaria johnstoni, 1281 nucleotides. NCBI's taxonomy places the organism in Eukaryota, Metazoa, Nematoda, Chromadorea, Rhabditida, Onchocercidae. The record is from the annotation of a GenBank genome assembly.
AUGCAAGUCGACAUAAAUGGCUCAAGUUUGUCAGAGAAAUCACUGAAUGGUUCGAAACUGAAAGAUGCCCAUUGUUAUGUUGGUUUUGCUAAUUUUCCUAAUCAAGUAUUUCGACGGGCUAUCAAAAAUGGCUUUGAGUUUACGCUGAUGGUCAUUGGUUGCUCCGGUCUUGGUAAAUCCACUUUUAUCAAUUCCUUGUUUUGUACGGAAGUUAACGAUCCGGAUACUGAAAAACGACGCAUUUCACCAACAGUUCAAAUUGAAGAGAAAGUCGUACGUUUAAUGGAGAAUGGUGUAACUUUGAACCUUACACUGGUGGAUUGUCCAGGUUUUGGUGAUGCGGUAGAUAACAGCAAAUGUUGGGAGCCGAUCGUAAACUACAUCGAAAAAAAAUAUUUGGAUUAUUUUUCGGAAGAAACUAAAAUUGAGCGUGCAGCAACAAUCCCUGAUAAGCGUGUGCAUCUUUGUCUAUAUUUCAUCAGCCCAACCGGACAUGGAUUAAAACAACUCGAUGUUGAAAUGAUGAAGAAACUUCAUGAUCGUGUCAAUGUCAUUCCAGUUAUUGCGAAAGCUGAUACGUUGACAGCAAGCGAGCUGUCGCAUUUUAAAAAUCAAAUAACAAAAGAGAUUGAAGAGAAUGGUAUCAAAUUGUAUAAAUUUCCGGAUACCGAAGAUGAGGAUGAGAAAAGACAGUUCGGACCUCUUCGUGAUCGGUUUCCAUUUGCUAUUGUUGGCAGUAAUCAGGUUCGCGAAACCAAUGGACGUCGAUGUCGCGUGAGAGAUUACAGUUGGGGUACGGUUGAGGUUGAAAAUCUGCAACACAACGACUUCAUCGCUUUGCGUGACACCGUCAUAAGGAUGAAUUUGAUAGAUUUGAUCGCAGUAACCCGUAGUGUGCAUUAUGAAAAUUUUCGCUACCGGCAGUUGAACAAAGGACCGAAGAAUGCGAUAGACAGAGAUCCUUUUACUCAGUUGGAACAUGAGAAACAGAUCAAGGAAAAGGAGCUUGAGGAACGAAAACGCAGCAUGGAAAAAGUUUUCGAAGAGAAAGUGAUGGAACGCGAAGAAAAGUUAGUUGCGCGACAGUCGGAGCUUGACGAGAAAGAGAAAGAAAAUCGUCGGAUAUUGCAAGAGCGCCGCCUUAACUUAGAACAGCUGAUGGGAGAAGUAGUUGAACUACGUCGAAAUAAUGGGACCGUUUCACGACAAGACUCAAGAAGCUCGCCGUCCGAAAAAUCGUCUCGUAUGAAAAAGGGACUCGGUGGGAUUUUCAAAAACUGA